AUGAGGAGGCGUGGAGGCCAGCAGGACCAGCACAGCUGCUGUCAGUCAGCAGUGGCAGGAGGCCAAUCAGGAGAGGAAGAAGCAGCAGCUCCUGCACCUGCAGCUUGGAGGCAGCAGUAGAAAACCGAACAGGAGGUUCUCCUCAAAGACACCUCAGACCCCGUCAGGGAAGACCAGUCAGGGACGUGAAGAAGCUCUCAGACCGAAGGAGAAGAGACGAGCCCGAAGGAGGAGGAGGAGGAGGCCACCGUCGUCGCUACCACCGCUGCCGUUAACAAGCGUCACCUCCACAUGGAUUUUAAGUCCAACCUCAAGGGGUUCAAGGCCCAGGGUCAAGGGGAGCGAAAAGUCACCUCCUCCCAGCAGGUGGACUUCCGUUCUGUCCUGGCUAAGAAGGGUGGAGCGACCAAUGGCAGCAAAGAGCUGGACAGUCCAAAGGAGACCAACAGCGCCCCCAACACGAGCAUCACUACUGACUUCAGGUCUGUCCUGGCCAACAAAAAGAAAGCAGCCGCUCCAGAAAAAACGGUGGUAAACAACUGUGUGGGCGGAGCCAAAAGCGGAGGAGCGGGAGGUGGAGACCAGCUGCCUGUGUUCACAGAGAAACUGAAAGACUUGAUGGUUUUAGAUGGACAACGGUUACAGCUGCAGUGUCACCUGAACAACAGCCAUGAUGUCACCAUCACCUGGACCCUGGACGGGAAAACCAUCAAACCUUCAAAGUUUAUCGUCAUCACCAAUGAAGGAGGACUGUUGUCUCUGACCAUUGACAAAGCUCUCCCUGAGGAUGAGGGUCAGUACAUUUGUGUGGCAGAAAACUCAGGAGGACGAGUGGAGACAUCCUGCAUGGUUCUGGUGGAUGACCCCCCCGAAACGUCUCCUACAGAUAAAAAGUCCAAGUCGGCUCCUACCUCAGAGAGUGAGGCCAGGAUAAAGAAACCCACCACAAAGACUCCCCCCAAACCAGCUCUGCCUCCACAGAUUCUGCAGUUUCCUGAGGACAUGAAGAUACUGGCUGGAGAGAAGGUGGAGCUCGUGUGUCGAUUUUCUGGAGCUCAGCCAAUCAGCUGCAGUUGGCUUAAAUUCAGGAAGCCGAUUCAGGAGGGCGUGGGUGGCAUCAGCAUAGUCACCGAUGACGUCAGCAGUCAGCUAACGAUCAGCAGUGGUCAGCAGGAGCACUGCGGCUGCUACACCAUUGAGCUGAAGAACAGCUACGGUCUGAGGCAGGCGGCACUGAACCUCACUAUAGUUGAUAAACCUGACCCUCCAGCCAGGGUCCCAGCAGCCUCGGACAUUCAACGUUCCAGCCUGACUCUGUCCUGGUACGGACCCACGUAUGACGGCGGCAGUGCAGUCCAGUCCUACCUCCUGGAGGUCUGGGACUCUGUGGAGCAGCAGUGGCGUCACCUGGUUUCCUGUAACAGCACCUCCUACAAUGUCCAGAACCUUCUCCCCGAACGAGAAUACAAGUUCAGGGUCAGAGCUCAGAAUGUAUACGGCAUCGGAGAACCGAGCGCAGAAUCAGACCCAGUUACUGUCGGACUAAUUAACAACAAUGAAAACCACGAAGAUGAGGCGGAGGAUGAAGAUGAAGACACUGAAAAGGAGCAGGAGUAUCGUCACGUGACCAUUCGCACUGAUUUGAAGGUGAAAGAACUUUAUGAUGUGGAGGAGCGAUUGGGAACAGGAAAAUUUGGACAAGUUUUCAAGCUGGUGGAGAAGUCUACGAAGAAAGUUUGGGCAGGAAAAUUCAUCAAAACCUUUUCAGCCAAGGAGAAGGAAAAUGUACGACAGGAAAUAAGCAUCAUGAACGACCUUCAUCAUCCAAAACUGGUCCAGUGCAUUGAUGCCUUUGAAGCAAAGUCCGACAUCGUCAUGGUGCUGGAGAUGAUCUCCGGCGGAGAACUCUUUGAGCGGAUCAUCGAUGAGGACUUUGAGCUGACAGAACGUGAGGUCAUCAAGUACAUGCUACAGAUUGUUGACGGUGUCAGCUUCAUCCACAAACAAGGCGUGGUCCAUCUGGACCUGAAACCUGAAAACAUCAUGUGUGUCAACAAAACCGGCUCACAGAUCAAACUCAUCGACUUCGGACUCGCCCGCAGACUUGAGAACUCUGGAACGUUGAAAGUUCUCUUUGGAACUCCAGAGUUUGUGGCUCCUGAAGUCAUUAACUACGAAGCUAUUGGCUACCCCACCGACAUGUGGAGCAUCGGAGUCAUCUGUUACAUCCUACUCAGCGGUUUGUCUCCUUUUAUGGGAGACAACGACAACGAAACUCUGUCUAACGUGACCUCAGCCUCCUGGGAUUUUGAGGAUGACGCCUUCGACGAGAUCUCUGACAAUGCUAAAGACUUCAUCACCAAACUGCUGAAGAAGGACAUGAAAUCACGCCUGUCGUGCCCUCAGUGUAUUGAACACCAGUGGCUGAAACAGGACACAAACACAAUGAAAGCAAAAAAGCUUUCCAAAGAGAGGAUGAAGAAGUACAUCCUGAGAAGAAAGUGGCAGAAAACGGGUCACGCUGUGCUGGCCAUUGGCCGACUGUCGUCUAUUGCCAUGAUGGCGGGUGUGAGUGCAAAAAAAGGGUCACCCACAGAAGAGGACAAUCAGUUCCUGGAGAGUCUGGAGUACGAACAGAAGGUUGAGUCAAAGCCCACUUUCAGUGUCGUCAUCAAAGACGUGGAGGUUGUGGAAGGAAGUGCUGCUAGGUUUGACUGUAAGAUCGAAGGCUUCCCCGACCCUGAGGUCGUUUGGUACAAGGACAACCAACCGAUCAAAGAGACCAGACAUUUUCAGAUCGACUACGACGAGGAUGGAAACUGCAGCCUGGUCAUUUCAGAGGUUUCAGGCGAUGACGAUGCUAAGUACACAGUGAAGGCAGUGAACAGCCUGGGGGAGGCUACAUGCACAGCUGAGCUGCUAGUGGAGGUGAUGGGCGAAGAGGAGGAGGAGGAGGAAGAGGAGGAGUAAGGGGCCAACCUUUCCGAUAUUUGCCCCUCACAGCUUGGGUGUGGAGAAAUUUAGUCUUAUUUCUUUACUGCAUGUUCACGUCAGGUCGCCGAGGAUUUUUUACAAAUUGAUUUUUCGUCAACAUCAACAUGUUUUUGCACUUUUUUCACUUUUGCUUCAAAACAUCAGGCCUUCAGAUCCACCAGCAGCUGUUUCUGUGCCUCUGACCUUUGACCCUCGUAUUAACUGUAGGCGACAACGGCGUCUUUCAUUUUCUCACAUUCCAACAUUUUGUGUUUUAUCUUUUCCAUCAUACUAUAUUCGACAAAAUAUUUUUUUGAAAAGUUUGUUCACAGUUUUUGUUUGAUGUUUUGUCAUUAUUGUUAUUAUUAUUAUUAUUAUUAUUAUUACUUACAAAUUUAAAUCAGAGAUAAUUGUUGUUUUUUUGUUCUCACCUGCUCCUAAUUACAUGAACACAUUCAGAUUGGUGUGAUUGUAGACAAUUUAGAUUUUUCUUAUUUUUAUAAAGAUAUAAAUGUUUGGAAAUAAAAUGUACCAAAGCACCAA
Messenger RNA from Cynoglossus semilaevis (tongue sole), 3516 nucleotides. RefSeq names its product myosin light chain kinase b (gene mylkb). Gene Ontology annotation, biological process: protein phosphorylation. The transcript has 19 exons. Gene Ontology annotation, molecular function: protein kinase activity; protein binding; ATP binding. Bases 292 to 2970 code for a protein of 892 amino acids. NCBI's taxonomy places the organism in Eukaryota, Metazoa, Chordata, Actinopteri, Pleuronectiformes, Cynoglossidae. The record is from RefSeq and is a predicted model, not a curated record.